Molecule: messenger RNA, 2206 nt
Organism: Protopterus annectens (West African lungfish)
Lineage: Eukaryota; Metazoa; Chordata; Ceratodontiformes; Protopteridae
Product: bifunctional methylenetetrahydrofolate dehydrogenase/cyclohydrolase, mitochondrial-like
Exons: 8
Coding region: 116-1141 (341 amino acids)
Biological process (GO): tetrahydrofolate interconversion
Cellular component (GO): mitochondrion
Molecular function (GO): methenyltetrahydrofolate cyclohydrolase activity; methylenetetrahydrofolate dehydrogenase (NAD+) activity; methylenetetrahydrofolate dehydrogenase (NADP+) activity
Source: RefSeq, a predicted model, not a curated record
GCUUCUAAAACCUUCUGGCUUGCUGUAUUUCAAUCUUCAGUCGGUGUUCCUUUCUAGCGGUUCGCUUGGCAUAGUAAUAUCUUAGGCAGUCACCCGGUUCUCCACCAUCAACACCAUGGCAACAGCAGUCAACGCCUCACGAUCCCUAUUUCGGUCAUUUUGUCGGGUCACCCAACACCAGACCUGUAGCUUCCAUCGUUCGGUAGAGAGACAUGAAGCUGUCAUAAUUUCAGGAAGGAAACUUGCACGGCAGAUUCGACAAGAGGCCAAACAAGAAGUGCAGCAGUGGGUGGCUGCCGGUAAUAAGCGACCUCACCUCAGUGUUAUUCUUGUUGGAGAAAACCCUGCUAGUCAUUCUUACGUCUUGAAUAAAACCAAGGCUGCAGCAGACGUAGGAAUUAGCAGUGAAACAAUUCUAAAGCCAGACAGUGUUACAGAGGAGGAACUUUUGGAACUUAUUGACAAACUGAAUGAUGACAGCAGUGUAGAUGGAUUACUGGUACAACUUCCCCUUCCUGAACACCUUGAUGAAAGGAAAAUAUGUAAUGCUGUGUCUCCCAUCAAAGAUGUAGAUGGCUUCCAUGUAGUCAAUGUGGGCCGAAUGUGCCUGGACCAGUAUUCCAUGCUUCCAGCUACUCCUUGGGGGGUGUGGGAAAUCAUCAAAAGAACAGGAAUACCUACCCUUGGGAGAAAUGUGGUUGUAGCUGGUAGAUCGAAAAAUGUUGGCAUGCCCAUUGCAAUGUUACUUCACACUGAUGGAAGACACGAACGUCCUGGAGGUGAUGCAACAGUGACCAUUUCACAUAGGUAUACACCUAAGGAACAGUUAAAAGUUCACACUAAACUAGCGGACAUCGUUGUUGCUGCUGCAGGAAUUCCAAACCUGAUAACAGCAGACAUGAUUAAAGAAGGUGCGGCAGUAAUAGAUGUUGGAAUAAACAGAGUGUGCGAUCCUGUCACAGGAAAACCCAAACUUGUUGGAGAUGUGGAUUUUGAAGGAGUAAAAAAGAAGGCCAGUUACAUCACACCGGUACCAGGAGGUGUUGGACCUAUGACCGUUGCUAUGUUAAUGAAGAACACAAUUAUUGCAGCCAAGAAAAUGGUGUGCCCACCGACAGAAGUACAGGCAGUUGCUGUGUAACCUGAGAUAUGGACCUAAAACUUUACAUUCCAAGUUUUUCACUCCUCCAUAAACAAAACAGGCCAAAGGAUAUGCAAUAAUUUAUUUAUUACUCCAUAUCAGUUUAAUCUAAAAAGUCUAUAUUUAUUUAAAGAAUAUUGACCCAAAAGUGUGUACAUAUUGUGGAUUCCUUGCUGUUUUAGGUAUGUUUUCCAAGUACUAGCGUUGCUCCAAAGCACACACAGAGGGAAUCUGUAGUCUUUCUUUUUUUAUAUUUGUUUUAUUUUACGAGCACUUAAGAAGUGGAUGACUUAAUUUCUGGGAGGGCACAGAGGUCAAUCUCAGUUACUAGGAAGGGAAGGUGUUUACCUCAUCAAGGAUAAGGACUGAAGAAAAGAAACCAUAGUGAAUGAUAUGCUAGAGUUUUGGAUUAUGUCCCGGCAAAUCUCUUGCAAUGGUUAGAGCUCAUCAUACCUCACUGAUGUGGAUUGGUACACAAGCCUUGUUGAACACAACAUGUUUGUUGGGUUGUAUUAAAUGCCAAACAUCUUUUGAUUCAUUACCCUUAUGCAGUGUUUUAAGGCAAACUCAGAGAGCCAGGAUUUUUCUUUAUAGCACUCCCAAAGGUAUCUGGUGAACCGUGGUUAUUUAUUUCUUAAGUUAAUAUCGACUGUAGUGAAAUACUUGAUCAGUUUUAACCCUUAAAUUGUCAAAUGAUAUAAAAGAUAUCUGGUACUGUGUAGGCACUAAACACUGGUGGAAAGGUUAAAAGUAGUUUUUCUAAAGAGCAGACAUUUGUAUUGUCUGUAAACACAAACAGCUCCGGUUUAUUGUCUUUAUUUACCCAGUUAACAAAAUAGUUUGAAUAUUUAUUUUUAGCUACCUAGUUUUGGGUGAACUAAGCAACUGUUGCUUUAGUGGAUGCAUGUACUGAGUAAAAGCUUUUAUUGUGGAUAACAAAAUAUCCCAACAUAGAACUGUUUUUUGCUUAUGUCUUCUAUUCAUUGUCCUGUAACAACAUUUUUGGUUUUGCACAAUAUUCUGUUUUUUUUUUCUUUUUUUAUUAAAUGAAAAUGCAUCAAUGAC